Molecule: messenger RNA, 2145 nt
Organism: Phragmites australis (common reed)
Lineage: Eukaryota; Viridiplantae; Streptophyta; Magnoliopsida; Poales; Poaceae
Product: putative WEB family protein At1g65010, chloroplastic
Exons: 3
Coding region: 455-2071 (538 amino acids)
Source: RefSeq, a predicted model, not a curated record
CGCGCGGCUCGAUCAGAACCAGCAAAAGAACCCCGCACAAACGCGACAAAACCUCCGCCGCUGACCCCCUCCUCCAUCGCACCGCGCGCACCCGGCCUCGGCGCCAGGCGGCAAACACACGGGCUCCCUCCCCACGAGUCCACGACCCGCCAUUUGCGGCCUCGCCCGCGACGACGCGCACCAUACAAGUUUAAACAAAUCCAAGCUGACUCCGUUGUUUAGUUCCACGUGGCUUCACCUCCACUUAACCCCACCACAACCUGCUGCUACUCUGCUCCGGUCCUUCCCCUCCCUCCUCGCCGCCUCGGCGCCUCAGUCGCCUGGUAUUAAUUGCGCCAUGUUGCGCAGGGGCGGCAGGGCCUUCUAAUUCGGUUCCCUGACACGCCUGUCGCCCGCGGGAACGGAUUCUUUUCCUGGACCGCCUCGGAGUCCGCCCCGCCCCCGCGUGCCCGAGAUGCAGUCCUCCAGGCCGAGAUCCGGGUCAUUCGAGGCCGGGCUCAGGGCCACUGCUUCGUCCGUUACCAAAGAACCCAAGCCGUCCCAUCGUCUUCAGCGCAGCCGGUCAUCCGCCGGCGGCUCCUCCAAGGCGUCGCCGUCCCCGGAGAGACGUCGCGGUGUGGGCGGCGGAGGCGGCGCGAUGCAGCAACGGGUGGCGCAGCUGGAGGAAGAGCUUAGGAAGGAGCGGGAGGAGAAGGCGCGGGCGGUGAGGGAGCUCGAGGAGCUGAGGAGGGAUGGCGAGAGGUGUGCGAAGGGCGGCGCGGAGAAGGUGCAGCUUUUGGAGCGGGAGGUGGAGAAGUCCAAGGAGUCGGAGCGCAAGAUGCUCGAGUCGCUGAUAUACCAGACGAAGCAGCUGGAGCAGACCAAGAUCUCCCUCGAGGAGGCCAAGCUGGAGAUCGCCACGCUGCAGCAGGCCAACAAGGGCCUGGAGGCCGCGGUCGCGGCGACCCGGCGCGGCGGCAUGGAGCAAAGGAGCGUCAAGGACCUCGUGUUCGGCGGCGCGGACGAGGAGAUUAGGGUCCUGCGCAGCGAGCUCCGGACGGCGAUGCAGGGGGAGGAGAGGAGCCGCAAGGCCCUGGACGACCUCUCCGUCGCGCUCUCCGACGUCACCAUGGAGGCCAAGCAGGUCAAGAUUUGGCUCUCCGAGGCGCAGUCCGAGCUGGAGGCCGCCAAUGCCGAGGCCGAACGGCUGGGCGUGGAGCUGACCGCCGCCAAGGCGAGACUGCGCGCCGUGUCCGACGAGCACGACCGGUGCAGGCUCGAGGCCGAGGAGUCGGCAGCCGCGUGGGGCGACAAGGAGCGCGUGUUCCUCGAGUGCGUGCGCGCGUCCGAGGAGGAGGUGAACCGGGGCCGGCAGGAGAACACCAAGCUUGUGGAGUCGCAGCGCGUCAUCCGCGAUGAGAAUGCGCGGCUGCGGGACAUCCUGAAGCAGGCCGUGGCCGAGGCCAACGUCGUCAAGGAGUCGCUCGAGCUCGCCAGGGGCGAGAACGCGCGGCUCAACGACGUCGUCGCCGAGAAGGACAGCGCGCUGCAGAGCCUCCGCCAGGAGUACGAGUGCAUCAAGGUCAGCGAGGCCGCGGCGCAGGGCAGCCUUAAGGAGCUCAACAGCCUCCUCGCCGCGACAACAACGGCGUGCAGCACGCCCACGUCGACGAGGACAGACCCUGUGCCUGACCACCGCUUCGAUCAGCACCUUCCAAACGGUGUUGCCUCCAGCAAGAACGGGACACCAGAGGCGGCGUCGCUGCGAUGGAUGGCAGAGAAGCCAAGGAUUGGCAGCAGGAGGUACUCAAUUGGUGAGCCGGCCAAGUUCAAGGGCGGCUUCUCGCAGUCGGCGCGGAUGGGGAACCUGAACCCGAAGGACCGGGUGUUCGCGUCGCUGAGCAACAUUGCUGAUCUCAAGUCCGCAGCAGAUGCGGCGGUGGACGAUUUCGACGACGAAUUCGAUCACAUUGACGAGAGCCACUAUGAUGACAUGAAGCACAAGAAGAAGAGGCCGAUAUUUCGCAAGUUCGGGGAUCUAUUCAGAAGGAAAAGCCUCUACAAGGCGAAUUUGGCGCCAGUACACUCUUAAAUUUUUCAUUGUGACACUUGUAGUUUUGUUCUGUUCAUCUGAAUACAGAAGAAAUGAAAGAUUAUUCCAUCAAA